AUGAGCACAUUUCCACCCGGUGCCACCUCGUCGAAUUCGACGAUCGGAUCAGCAAGAUCGGGAAUGCAAAAUGGACGAUCGGCUGGACAGAAUACUGAGAAGAAAAAUCACAUAGAUGAGGUUUUGAGACGAAAAGCAGAAGCCGAAAAGAUUGUGGCCGCCCGAAAAGCUGCUCUGAUAGCCGAACAAAACGAAAAACUCCGAAAGAUCCAAGCUGAUAGAGAUCGAGAAAGAAAGGAUAGAUUCCGACAACAACACGAAAAAGAGCUACGGCGUCAGAAGGAAGCGCUCGAUCGACGCCAAGUUUACCUUGAUGCAAUGAAUAACAAAAAAGAGGCAAUUCUGGCAAAAGCACACGCAGCCUCAUCGCGCACAGCGCAGAACAAAAAACAAACAUUCGCCUUCGGAAGCAGCACACCAAGAGAUAUCUCAUAUCUACAGAGUGUACCAAAGGAGCAACGACAGUAUGACAAGAAACUCGUGCCAACGCUUGGACCAGCUCCUCCAUCACCGAAGGCUUCCCCACCUCCAGUUGCAAAACCGGCAAAAAGACCAAGUCCAUCACCGAUGACAGCCAGUAUGUAUGUGCCUUCAGGGACACCAACAAGGACACCGAGAACUUCCAACGCUCGAACCUCUCCACCAAAAGUCAUCAAACAGAAUUUGAUGACUCAAUCAAUGUAUUCUCCAGCCUCAAUCAAAUCAACCCCGAAACCCGUGAUGACGUCGACUCCAAAACCGAAGAAUACACCAGUCCCCAGCCAGCGAAAGAACUUGCCCCCGGCUCCAACACCAAGACAACAAACCAAGAAAUCUGCUGAAACGCCAGUGACACAAAAAGCUCCGGAUGAGCCUUUGAUUAUCACAAAAAGAUGGGAAGAACCACCAAAGAUUGAAGAAAAGAAAGAGAUUUUGGAUGUUGAGGAGAAAAAUCAAUCAGUUGAAGUUGAAGCAGCUGAGGUCGAAGCAGUCGAAGCUAAACCAGUCAUUGAACAUCCAGAAGAACCAAUUGAGCUACAGAAUAAAGAUUUGCAAGAACAGGAUUUGAAAAAUGAGCUUCAUCAAGACUUGGAGAAACUCGAAGAUGUUCCUGAUGUUCAAAUGGUUCACGAUGUUCCAGAUGAGCCUAUUGCUCAAUCACCUUCGAAGGAGAGAUCAUUGAAUGAUGAACUAUCUGAGUUACUCCUUUCCGAUGUGAACACAGCAGAUGAACCCGUGCAUCACCAUGAGAUUCAUCCACCAUUUGAUGUUCAAGAAGAACCAGAGCAUCAACAGGUAUCUCAUCACGAACCUGAAAUGCUAUUGAAUCUCGGAGAUGAACCAGUGAAAGAAGUUGAACAUAAAGAAGAACCACUUCUCAUUUCUGAAAUGAGUCAGACAAUUGAAGCCAGCAAAGAAUCACCAAUGGAAGUGGAAAUACACCAAAAAGAGAAUGGAAACUCGGAACAUACGGAUACGAGUACAAGUGGAGAUGAAGAAGUGGCUGAAGUGUCAUUGAAUCCAUCAAUUCCUCCAUCUACUUCAUCCACUUCAUCACCUCCACCACAAUCGGCUCUUCGACCACCAACACCCGAAGAGAGAAAAGCCGAGUUGUUGGCAAAAUUGGAACAGGAAGAGAAAGAACGAGAAGCGAGGAAAGCCCGUUUGGCAGCGAUCAUGAGUAGAACUAGAGGCGGACAAGGAGGAGAAAGUGGAGGAGGCGACAGUCCUGUGCAGACAGUGAAUAACACACAAACUGGGGGAAUGAGUGCCCUGGAAAAAGUGGCCGCUAUGUCGGGAAGCUCGAGAAUUAAUCAGAUUCUCCGACGAGAGGGAUCGGGAAGCAAUUUGGGAGCUACUGGUGUCGUCCAAUCGCAAUCCGAUCUUCCCACAUCGAUCUCAGAUAGUGCCCUGCCGGGACAGGUUCACGAUCACAUCAUUGCU
Molecule: messenger RNA, 1923 nt
Organism: Mesorhabditis belari
Lineage: Eukaryota; Metazoa; Nematoda; Chromadorea; Rhabditida; Rhabditidae
Source: the annotation of a GenBank genome assembly